GAUUGUUUUUGUGCCGGUCUUCUGCUUCUAAAUGGCACACAUCAUAACCUUACUGCAAUGCUCGUGUUAAUUAAUUUGUUUUUGUGAAAUUGUUGUGUAAAAGGCAACACAGACAGUGACUCAGUAAAUUAUUUUAUUCAGAGUGCUAGGUUCUAUUGAGAAUGGGUGAUAGAAAAAUAAUGAAGCAGGAUGAAGGGGCAAUUGGUCGCAGGCCGCCAGUGCUACUUGUCAAAAACGAUCACGAUACUCUUGAAAAACCUCCCACAAUCAUACUUCGAACGAGGGAAGGUGAAAACCGAGCAGUUUCUCCUAGUCAAACAAGAACACCCAUAGUAUUGAAAAAAGAAACUUCUGAUUCACCUGCGCAACCGUCAUACCAGCUAGCUUACAAAGCCAGUGCCGCUCCCCAAGUUGCUAACCCUUUAGCUCCGUCUCCAAAAAUGAAAUCUAGUGUGAAGCUUAUAGAUGAAACAAUGCAGUUUUGUGAUGUACCUACUGAUUCCUUCAUGGAUCAAAAUGAUUUCUUAGUUGUUGGGAUUUUAGGCCAGCAAUCAGUUGGUAAAUCAACAGUUUUGUCUCUUUUAGCAUCAGGGAAUCCUGCUCAACCACUUAGAGACAUGUGCUUUAAGCCUCAAGAUUAUGAGCAAGCAAUAAAUGCAACUCACUGCACAUCCGGAGUGGAUCUCUAUGUCACAACAAAUCGAAUGCUCCUGCUUGACACACAGCCUUUGAUGUCGGCAUCCGUAUUUGAAAGGAUUUCUGAUUUAGAUGGAUCAUCUAGCUCUUCUGUUCCUAGCACCAAAAAGUAUCCUGGUUCAUCUGCCCCAUCAUCCAGUUCUGGUCCAAGUAUUGGCGAUGUAGGUUUACUGACUAAUAUGGAUGGAGCAUUAGAAAUACAUUCUUUGCAAAUGGCUGCCUUUGUACUUUCCGUUUGCCAUGUUGUUAUAUUGGUUCAAGAUUGGUUCUUUGACCCUGAUAUGAUAAGAUUAAUACAGUCUGCUGAAAUGUUGAAACCGCCCACACCAACAACGGCUGCGGAUGAAACUUUAGUGGAGUAUUUCCCACAUCUGUUUCUUCUCCACAAUCAAUGUAAACCAUCCGAGUUCACUCCUGACCACAUCAAAAUGAUGCAGUCUGUUUACAGAGACUCUUUCAUAAAAUCUAAACUGGAUAUAAAAAGCGGAGUAGGUGUUGGAAUGGGUGGUAUUAUAGACUUUGUAGACACCGAGGCAUGUGGGGAACCAAUAAAUUUAUUCUUAUUACCAGACACAGAUGAAGAAGUUCCUCAUAAGUACUGUGGUCACCCAGGGUUUAGUGAUUUGCUCCUGAAGAUGAGGCAGCACAUUUUGGGUGUAGCAAAAAGACCCCUCACACACCAUCCACUCUCUGAAAAAAAUUGGUUACUUUACGCAUCAAAAGUUUGGGAUGGCAUCAGAAAAAGCUCAUUUUUUCAUGAGUACAGCCACUUUCUACCUUAGGUCAAUAAAAAUUAAAUUUUACAAUCAAACAACUGUGACAAGUGUUUCAAUUUGCAUGUGAUCUAGUUUUGUAGAUUGCAUUUAAUGCGAUAACCGCCAAAAAAAAUGGGUAACAUAUCAUCUCAUUUUUUUUUUGUUUCGUGUACCUGAAGUGUCAAAUUCCUUUGUGUCAAUUCUCCCAUGAAUAAAGUAAUUUUGCUGAAAUUGGA
This is a messenger RNA of Thrips palmi, 1687 nucleotides long. RefSeq names its product protein SMG9-like. The transcript is spliced from 9 exons. Gene Ontology annotation, biological process: nuclear-transcribed mRNA catabolic process, nonsense-mediated decay. Bases 162 to 1478 code for a protein of 438 amino acids. NCBI's taxonomy places the organism in Eukaryota, Metazoa, Arthropoda, Insecta, Thysanoptera, Thripidae. The record is from RefSeq and is a predicted model, not a curated record.